Capronia epimyces CBS 606.96 is the source of this 471-nucleotide messenger RNA. RefSeq lists its product as uncharacterized. The record is from RefSeq and is a predicted model, not a curated record. The transcript has a single exon. Bases 1 to 471 code for a protein of 156 amino acids. Lineage: Eukaryota; Fungi; Ascomycota; Eurotiomycetes; Chaetothyriales; Herpotrichiellaceae.
AUGCACUCCACCGACCAAUACGGUAGAGUCCACGCGCCAUCAUGGCUUGACGAUUCUUCCGACUUCUCGAACCCUGAUCUGCUUGAAACAAACUCUGAUCCGCCCCUCUUCUGGAGGAAGACCUAUGCUGGACCAAUCGACGAUAUCAGCUUUGGGGACUAUGACAAAGAGGGCGACGCGGUAGGAUUGCCAACAAUGCGCAUUGUACUCACGGUCCUUGCCGCGGCCAUUGUUCUCUUUGCGACUCGGCCUCGGCUCUUCGCCGACACCAUUCUUUGUCUCCUUGUGUUUGCGCCAUAUCCGGACUUUGCCAGGUAUUCCAGGUGGUGCAUCUUUUUGCCGCUUGUCCUCUAUGAUACAACCCAGGGAAAACUCGAAAGCGCACUCAUGCUCGGCAUACUGACGACGACAAGUUCCAUUGACUGGUCUUAUGCCUGGGCAGUGGUCAACCGUACAUAUAUCUUGGUCUAA